Drosophila kikkawai is the source of this 3787-nucleotide messenger RNA. It is a transcript of the gene Task6, whose product is annotated as TWIK-related acid-sensitive K[+] channel 6. The record is from RefSeq and is a predicted model, not a curated record. Gene Ontology annotation, cellular component: plasma membrane. Gene Ontology annotation, molecular function: outward rectifier potassium channel activity; potassium ion leak channel activity. Gene Ontology annotation, biological process: stabilization of membrane potential; potassium ion transmembrane transport. Lineage: Eukaryota; Metazoa; Arthropoda; Insecta; Diptera; Drosophilidae.
GCUUCCGUUUGCAACUUAAAAUAUAAAAAAAUAUAUUAUAAAUAAGGAAAAAUCUCAUUAAAAAACGCUGGCACAACGCCGAGACGCGAUAAUGGUUUCUGGUUAAAAAAUAUACAUAUUUGUGAUUAUUGUGAUAAAUUGUCCUUCGCAACCCUGCCUGCCAGCAGAGCAGCAGCAGCAGCCGACAGUUGUGCGCCGGAGCAAAGCUUCCGCCAUUCCGUGCCGUCGAGUCGAGAGCAUUACGGAUGCGAAUCCGAGUGGCGACACAAGUGGGGCCCAAGCGGAGCCAAAUUACGGUAGUGAAAAAAUUGUGGGGCGCCCAGCAUUUUGUGCAAUUAUCGUUGGUCAAAUCAAAGGAUUCGCGCGGCGACUGCAAAUUACGUCUAACUCCAAGGAGCGGAAACCCACAUGUGUGCGUGUGCGUGGUGCUUUACAUAAUGGAACAAUUCAAAUGAAGGACGCGGCCACAACUACAGCGAAAUGCCGCCCGUCAGCAGCAGCAGCGAGAGCAGUAGCAGCAUCCUUGGGAGCACUGCCGCCGCCCGAUGAAGGAUUGCAGCAUGGCCAGCACUCGCACAUGCACAUGCACUGGCACAUGCACAUGUACAUGCAGCACAAAUAACACAAGGACAUGGAAGGCGCAACGAACGCGACGAGGACAGAGGCCCACGGCCUGUGACAGAAAUAAACGCCACCUGCCGCCAGCUCCACCUCCGCCUCAGCAGCAGCAGCAGCUAACCAACUAAAAACGUGAACGCCCCCGAGUGAUAUUAUUUUUAAUGCAAUCAAAGUGCUAAGUGAGUUUGCCAAAAAGCAGAGACUACGAAAACUACGACGAAGAGUGGGAGUGGGCGCGUUGUUAACCCAAUUUAAGCAGUUCGUCCUCCUGAGAGAGAAAAGGAACGGGGCCGGAGAUAAACAGAAGGCGACCCGACCACCCCCCCUUAUGGACGAAGGCAGGUGUAGCCAGCCCUGCAAGCUGUACCGCAAGCGGAGGCGACGCCACUGAAUGCCGCAUCUGCAUCUGCAUCCAUCAAGCAACGAUCAAGAACCAAUACUCGCCUAAAUGAAGAAUGAAGAAACAAAAUGUGCGCACGAUAUCCUUGAUCGUGUGUACAUUUACCUAUUUGCUUGUCGGCGCCGCCGUCUUUGACGCCCUCGAAUCGGAAACGGAAAAGCGUCGUUGGGAGGCGCUGCAAGAUGCCGAGGACAUGAUAAUACGCAAAUACAAUAUAUCACAGGAGGACUUCAAAGUCAUGGAGACUGUGGUGCUUAAAUCGGAAUCACACAAGGCCGGCCAGCAGUGGAAGUUCACCGGUGCAUUUUAUUAUGCAACCACGGUGCUCACCACCAUAGGCUACGGACACUCGACGCCCAGCACGGUGGGCGGAAAGCUCUUUACCAUGUGCUAUGCCAUUGUGGGGAUUCCCCUGGGACUCGUUAUGUUCCAGAGCAUCGGAGAAAGAGUGAAUAGACUGAGCAGCUACGUUAUCCAAGCGGUUCGCACCUCGCUGCGCUGCAAACGGACUGUCGCCUCGGAGGUGGACCUUAUAUGUGUUGUGACCACACUCAGUUCGCUGACGAUAGCAGGCGGUGCUGCGGCCUUUUCAAGAUUUGAGGGCUGGAGCUACUUCGAUUCAGUAUAUUACUGUUUUAUUACUUUAACCACAAUAGGCUUUGGCGACAUGGUAGCCCUGCAGCGGGAUAAUGCACUGAACAGGAAGCCCGAAUACGUGAUGUUUGCACUGAUAUUUAUACUGUUCGGCCUGGCCAUCGUGGCCGCCUCGCUGAACUUGUUAGUACUUAGGUUUGUUACAAUGAAUACCGAGGAUGAGCGACGCGACGAGGCCCAGGCCAUGCAGGCGCUUCAAGUGGCUGUAAAGCUGGAGGGCGAUGUGAUAACUUCCAACGGAUCCAUAUUGAGCGGCUACGAGGGACACGACGGCCAGUCCCUCAACGGAAGCAACACCUCGUCCAUGUGCACGUGCCCUUGCUUGAGUCUUAAUAGGAACCGGCAUAAAAAGAAUAACCACUUGGGCAAGAACGGCGACGCAGAAAAUCAAUACAAGCUGAGGCGAUCGCCCACGCACAUGCGACAUCUGCUGCCAGAGGUGGUGCCUAUGCAGGACUUGAACUAUGACUAUGACACGCAGAGUCUGCACACCCUGGCCGAUCGGGGAACCGUGGACAGCAGCUAUAUGGGCGUGGACAUGGUGGACACGGCGAGCAACGGAUCACCGAUGCGGCCGCACACAUUGCUGAAGCGCAACGUCUCACUUUUAUCCUUUCGCAUCUAGGAGGAGCUAGGAAAGAGACUUGCCAGUGAAGGAACCAGGUGCAGCGGGAUGCAGGAACAACGAAGUGGCGGCCCCGACCCUGAGUGGACCUGCCCUCGCCAAAAACGACUUACAAAUCGAAAGUGAUAACAAGGCUCUAAUAGUACUUAAAAACUUAUUUAGAUUCGUAACUGAAUGUAGGACACGAUUGAGUUUGGGCGGCGGUAUUGGAUUGGGUGCAGUUUAUGUGCGCUCCCCGAGAUGCUAUAUACAUGUAUGCAUUUACCAUGUGAACUAGUGCAUAACUCUAUAACCCCAUAGUGGGCAUGAUAGCGUAAACCUAUAUGUAUACACGUACUACCACUUACAACUAGGGCACUAUACAAUUGAAUGUAAACCACUGCCAUUUCUCCGAAAGCGAAAGAGCCCAAGAGCCACUCGAAAGGAUUCAGAAACGGCCAAAUUCACUGAAAGUCUUACUAUUUAAACACUAAAAAGAUCGAUUUGAAAAUUGCAGUGAUGCUGAAGACGUUCUAGAAUCAAUGCCAAAACACAAUGGGAAUGAAAGUGUCAAAUUAAAUGCUGUAAAUACUCUAUAGCUGAUUAUUGGUAGAUGACGUUUAAAAAUCCAUUUUAUUCCGAUUUAUGAUUACGUAAUGUUUGAAUACAAACUCGAUAUUAAUUUACGAUUACUGUACGCGUAUUGUAGUUAGAAAAGCCGCAUCUAAGGCUAUAUAUCCUCGACAUCCAGCUCGAUCUAACCCCGUGUCAAAAUACUUAGCUAGAAGCCAGGAACAUUUCAGGCAACUCCAGUGCUCAAGUGACUCCACGAUGUGCCAAAUAACCCCACUCGUACGUGCAAACGGAAAGUCUAUGUUUGAAGCGUACGUUUUAGUCGACAGGCAGACAUACCGUCUCGGAUCCCAAGACCUCCCCCCUUAACGCAUUUAUGCAAAGAAUGCAUUUAGUUAUAGUUGUAGAUAAAGGCGAACCGAAAGUCCCCACACACCACUUGAUGCUUAGUUUAGGCAUUCCAUUGGAUAUUGUUUACGGCAUUUGCAUUUAAAAUAGAAUUAACGAGAAUCUGUUCUAGUUAGUUGAUCGAUUUUUCAAGGCCCUUGCUCACUCGAGACGUCAAACGCUUCAAGAACUCUCUUUUAUCCUUAUGUGCUUUGUAUAUAAUAGUGUAUUUACAUUUAUAAAAAAUAAUUACUUUAAAUAAUGAUAUACAUAUAUUCUUAAAACCGAAACUUAGUUACGUAUUUCAUUUAACUUGACAAUUUUUAGAACGCUAAUUAAUUUCCAAAUUUUAAAUAUUAAACUAUAAUAAAUUUCAGCCAAUGGGGUUAGUUCAAAUAACCUCGGGAAUUUCUUUAAAUUCAGUAUAUAUACAUGUAAAAGAAAAGAAAAUAUAGAAGCAAAGGAAAUUGUAAUUUUAAUUCAGGCAAAUAAUGCAAAAUAGUUCAAAUAAGACUUUGUAAUAUACUUAUAUUCCGGAAUUACAACACAAG